Messenger RNA from Camellia sinensis, 431 nucleotides. Lineage: Eukaryota; Viridiplantae; Streptophyta; Magnoliopsida; Ericales; Theaceae. The record is from RefSeq and is a predicted model, not a curated record.
CUGACUCUUCCAUGUCUACAUAUGACAAAACAUUUUGACUUUGGCUUAAUUGAAUAUGAAAACAUAAUCCAGUUGCAUUUUAUGGUGAAUGCGUUACCUCUUAAAAUGAUGGAAUUCUCUUCUGUAGAUUUUUCUUUGUUAGAGCUGGGAUGAUGGGAUGGCUACUUAUCAACCUCUCCAUUUUGGCAAAAAGUGUUCAAGAUGCCAACUUGAGCCAAUCAAUGAUUCUUUACCAGCUAUUCUGUGUGUUAUACAUCCUGGACUACUUCUUUUAUGAAGAGUACAUGACCUCCACUUGGGAUAUAAUUGCAGAAAAGUUGGGCUUCAUGCUUGUGUUUGGAGAUCUAGUUUGGAUUCCCUUCACCUUUAGUAUUCAGGUAGUUAGUUACCUGUCACUUGUUAGAUCAAAUUAUUAGAAGAAACUAUUUUUG